AGUAAAGGUAAAACCGCUCGUCAAUUCGCCAUCUUUGUUUGUCUUCGUUGGCCCCAACCGUCAUCAUUCGAACUACCUUCGAAGGGGGCAACAAGAUUGUUCUUUGGUUCGCGAGCAAUCCUACCAUCCAAGGAAGCAAUUUAUACCAAGAGACACUGCGACCGGUUGGUAAGGACAUGGCAACAGCUACGGUGGCCACUGCUGCUGGUGCGGCUGCUCUUUUGUACUACACGCUGAAGUGGAAAUUAUAUGCUGGGCGAUUGCAAGAUAGUGAUGAAGGUGAGCACAGUGAAGAUGAAAGGAGACCAAUUCUUGCUGGGAGAAACAGAGUCUCGCAGAGACCUGCACAAGCACCUGCGACAUGGUUGGAGACAAUAUCUACCUUGUCCGAGACAUUACGGUUUACUUACUCUGAGACUUUGGGCAAAUGGCCUAUAGGGGAUCUGGCUUUUGGCAUCAACUUUCUGUUGAAGAGGCAGGGAAACUUGCAUGUAGCUAGUAUAUAUGCUGGAGAAGAAAGUAUACCACUUAAAGGAGUUGAAGUUGUUGCUGAGUUAAAGUAUCUUCUGAACUUAUUGACUCUUUGCUGGCAUUUCUCAAAAAAGCCAUUCCCAUUAUUUCUGGAGGCAACAGGUUAUUCAGAAGAAGAUGUUCUUCUUCAAAAGCCUAAAGCAGGAAUCUUGAAGCCUGCUUUUACAAUAUUAAUUGACAGAAGCACAAAAUGCAUACUUUUGUUGAUUAGGGGUACUCACAGCAUUAGGGAUACAUUAACAGCUGUAACUGGUGCAAUUGUGCCGUUCCACCACACUAUAAUAAAUGAAGGUGGCAUCAGUGAUUUAGUUUUAGGAUAUGCACACUGUGGGAUGGUAGCAGCUGCUCGUUGGAUCGCUAAGCUUGCUACUCCUUGUCUUUUGGAUGCAUUUGGGAAAUACCCAGAUUUCAAACUAAAGAUCGUGGGACACUCUUUGGGUGGAGGCACAGCAGCACUGUUGACCUACACUUUGCGCGAGCAAAAGGAAUUUGCCACUGCUGCUUGUGUGACAUUUGCUCCAGCUGCUUGUAUGACAUGGGAGUUAGCCGAGUCAGGCAGGCACUUUGCUACCUCAAUAAUCAACGGGGCUGAUUUAGUUCCUUCCUUCUCAGCAGCAUCAGUAGAUGAUCUGCGUGUAGAGGUGACUGCUUCGGCAUGGAUAAAUGACUUGCGUAGUCAAAUUGAACAGACACGGAUAUUGAGUACAGUCUAUCGCUCGGCUUCUGCUUUAGGAUCUAGACUUCCAUCGAUCGCAAGUGCAAGAGCAAGAGUAGCUGGAGCUGGUGCAAUCCUGCGUCCAGUAUCUAAUGGGACACAGGUCGUGGUGACGAGAGCAAAAAGUGUGGCUCAAGCAGCAUUGCGUCGACCGCCACUCCAUUUGUCGUCAUGGUCUUGUAUCGGCCCUCGUUAUCGAAAACAAGCAUCUUUUCCAAAUUCAAGAAUAGAAGAGAACAUUGAACAACAAACCACAACCAUAACAGAGAAUGGCCAUGCCAGAUUGAAAGAAACAAUCACUGUGGAAACCACAGAGAUUAUUACCUCCGAAGAAGCGGCAGGUUGGAGCUCAGAUCCAGAGUGUUCUCGUGCAAGCAAACUGCCUCACACUGAUGGCAUGGAGGUCAAUGGCGAUGACAGUGACGAGGACAUCAGUGAUCAACGCAAGCCCGAGGAAAGCAUGACCGAGUACGAGCUAUGGCAGCAACUGGAGAAUGAAUUGUACAAGCCAAGGAGCGAUGAGGAAGCGGAAAUGGAAAACGAAAUAAGAGAAGAGGAGAAUGCUGCUGCUUCUUCGGCGGCACAGGAAGGCACGGAGGUAACACCCCAAGGGGCUCUUACAGAAACGAAGGAAUCACAGAGGUUCUACCCGCCAGGAAAAAUCAUGCAUAUCGUGACACUGCACCCUGAGGAAGAGAUGGGGGACGAAGAAGAUGCUCAUACGAAUCACGACUGCAAGAUUGAGAUUUACUCGACACCGAGAUCACUGUACGGGAAGCUGAGACUCUCGCAGUCGAUGAUCAAUGACCAUUACAUGCCGAUUUACAGAAGAAAUAUCGAACAACUGAUCAGUAUUCUUGAGAAAGAUUGCCAUGGUGAUGGAUCCAUAUCAUAGUAAAUGUCCAUGAAUAGAGUGUACAUUUCCAAUAUCACUUUAGGUAGAGUACCAAGUGCUUACUCUGAUUUUUCUUGUGACUUUUUAUACUUUUUUUUUUAAUAAUCUCACAAGAAUAAUGCUGUUAGAACUAA
Molecule: messenger RNA, 2275 nt
Organism: Zingiber officinale
Lineage: Eukaryota; Viridiplantae; Streptophyta; Magnoliopsida; Zingiberales; Zingiberaceae
Exons: 8
Coding region: 177-2141 (654 amino acids)
Biological process (GO): lipid catabolic process
Source: RefSeq, a predicted model, not a curated record